AUGGAAGACCUACGGCCGUACAGAAUUGAGAGCGACUACACGCAGAGCAAAGACACAAUGCGCCGGUUCCUCUUUACGUUCGAAAGCAACGAGGUGCUCAAGUACAUGGCACAGAUCAAAACCCUUUCAACAACAAAGACAAUUAACAUAUGGGCCUCAGACAUUCUUGAGGACGGAAACACCGAGCUGUACGCUGAAGUUCUGAAGAACACCUCAAGAUACAGGGAGAUUGUGUACGAAAUAAUUGACGAAAUGAUAAAAAACGAAGAAAUAGAAAUGCCCAAGGAAGACCUCUUUUUUGAGCACAGAAAAGCCCGGAUUCUGGAGAGAUAUCCCAGCAAGUCUGUCUUUGAAGUUCUUGCCAAAAACAUUCUGAGAUACUACAGCGUGAACAUAUUCCGCACAGACGCCCUGCCCUUCAGCUCAGUCGAUCCGAGCAUAAUCGGGUCGCUUAUAUGUGUGCGCGGCAUAGUAAGUAAGGCCUCUGAUGUGCACCCGUCCAUUUCAGUGGCUGUGUUCAUGUGCGACUCCUGCACGUCUGAAGUAUUCCAGGAGGUAGAGGGCGAGACUUUCCUCCCUCUAACAGAGUGUCCCUCUGAGCGGUGCAGAACAGGGCGCACAAAGGGAACUCUCCAUCUGCAGACAAGAUCUUCAAAGUUUAGAUCAAAACAGAUCUUCAAGAUACAGGAGAUAUCCUCAGAAGUGGAGCCCGGCCGAGUGCCAAGAACCCUGGACGUAGAGGUGUACGAUGAUCUUGUGAGGACAGCUGUUCCUGGGACUGAGGUAAUUGUCUCUGGGAUAUACAUGCCAAAGGCGAAUGAAGGCAUCCAGAAAAUGCUCAUGGGCCUGCUGAGUGAUACGUACAUCCUCGGAUCGUAUGUGUGCCCCAUAAAAAAAACAGCAGUGCGAAAACAAAAUACCGCAGAUGAGAAUGCAGCACAAAAUUCAAACUUUGGCGCAGAACAUAAAGUGGAAAAUCACCAGAGCUCAGAAAGUGAUGGUAUGUCUGAGCCAUCCAUUCCCAUCGAGGUGCUCAUACAGUCCCUGGCCCCCGAAAUAUCAGGGCUUGAGGAUAUAAAGAAGCUAUUACUUCUCAUGCUCAUUGGAGGAGAUACCUGCACAGAGGGCGGGCUGAGAAUAAGGGGAGAAAUCAACAUUCUUUUAGUUGGUGAUCCAGGCAUGGCAAAAAGUCAGCUUUUGAAGGCAGUGUGCAAGCUUUCUCCAAGAGGAAUAUUCACCACGGGAAGAGGCGCCAGUGGGGCUGGGCUUACUGCGUGUGUGUCGCGCGAUCCAGAGACAGGCGAGCACAUCCUCGAGGGAGGAGCUUUGGUUAUGAGCGAUGGAGGCAUUUGCUGCAUCGAUGAGUUCGAUAAAAUGCACGAAAGCGACAGAUCGUGUGUGCACGAAGCAAUGGAGCAGCACAGGAUCAGCAUAUCGAAGGCAGGGAUAAACACCACGCUGAAUGCCCGAUGCUCUGUCCUCGCAGCUGCAAACCCCAUCAAGGGAAGAUACAUUGAGAAAAAGGGCAUUGCAUGGAAUGCAGGCCUUCCCACGGCUCUUAUCUCGAGGUUUGAUGCUGUCAAAAUUAUACAGGAUGUGGCUGGAAAGAAAGAUGCAGAGAUAUGCAGACACGUGCUGGGCGUUCACAAGAGCAAAGGCGUUAUUUCAGGGGUUCUUUCAACGGAAAAACUGGCUUCAGAAAUAAACAAAUGUAAAAACAUUGAGCCUGUUUUGGGCGAAGGAGUGCAGGAGAGGAUCGUUGCUGCGUAUUCCUCAGAGAGAGCAAAAGAUGCUCGAAUGCCUGGAAAGGGCCUCCCGGGAACCGCUAGAAGAGUUUUGUCUGUGCUCAGGUUCUCGCAGGCUCUUGCAAAGGCCAACAGAAGAAGCACAGUAACCGUGGAUGAUGUUGAAGAGGUUCUCCGCCUCCUUGGAUGCGACUCUGAUGGAAUCUACGAUACUAUUUUGUCUAUGGCAGGAGAGGACAUGGAGUCGUACAAAGUCCUGGACAUUGGAGCCAUCUACAAAGAAGCAAGCCGUUUCUGUGUAUCAGAGAUAGACGCAUGCAUCGACGAGCAGGUGAAGAUAGGCGCCUGGGUGCGCAGCAGUGAGAAACUGACAAUAUUAAAAUAG
This is a messenger RNA of Nematocida minor, 2130 nucleotides long. Its product is annotated as DNA replication licensing factor MCM7. The transcript has a single exon. Gene Ontology annotation, biological process: DNA replication initiation; double-strand break repair via break-induced replication; DNA strand elongation involved in DNA replication. Gene Ontology annotation, molecular function: ATP binding; single-stranded DNA helicase activity; ATP hydrolysis activity. The record is from RefSeq and is a predicted model, not a curated record. The coding region runs from base 1 to 2130 and encodes 709 amino acids. Gene Ontology annotation, cellular component: MCM complex; nucleus. Lineage: Eukaryota; Fungi; Microsporidia.